Molecule: messenger RNA, 4092 nt
Organism: Mesorhabditis belari
Lineage: Eukaryota; Metazoa; Nematoda; Chromadorea; Rhabditida; Rhabditidae
Source: the annotation of a GenBank genome assembly
AUGCGCGCUUGUGGAUUAAUCGAUGGAGAGUCCUCGUAUUGGACAAUGGCUCGGAAACACGUGUUGCCCAUCAUGAACACGGCGAUCAAAGUGAAAAUGUAUCACGAUUGGCUGAGUCCUGCCCCAUCAGGGGGCAUGAUCGAGCGUUGUGUGGUCGUACAACGGCAACCAGAUGGUUACGGUCUAACGGUGAAUGGCGAUCAUCCCGUUUUCGUGCACACUGUUCGCUCGGAUGGAGCCGCCUUUUGUGCCGGGGUUCGACAAGGAGAUCGCAUAUUAAAGGUUAACGGAAUGCCGGUGACCAGUCAAAAUCAUCUCGAUGUCGUUCGAAUGAUCUCAGGCGGUCAAACAGUAGCGUUGACACUUCUCGGCAAACCACCCGAUCCAUUGAAUGUUGACAUCUUUCAUGAGCAAAAGACCGAGCUCACCAAGGCGAUCAUUUCCGAUCCGAUGCCUGUGGCUGAAAAGGAAGAAUGGAAGCGAAGACGAAAAGAAGUGAUUGCUCAAAUGUUAGAAGAUGAGAGGAGACAUGUUGAGAGCCUCCGCGACUCGAGCGAAAACGGGGACAAAUUGGAGAAAUCGCUGAAGAGAAUUCAGAAAUUGCAAUCACAAUUGAGGGGACAAACCCCACCACAACAGAAAUCAAUACAACAAAUCGAUAAUACGAAUAGUACGGCAAAUAACAUCAACAAUCACUCCUCAAGCACAAAUCCCUGGAUGCACGUGGGUCGCCGAGCCUCGGACGGGCUCGUUUCGGAUAGCGAAAACGAUGAAGAUAUGCUAUCGAACGAAACCUCCGGCCCCUUCUCGUCGAUCGUCGAGCUGAAGGGACAUCCGGCUCAUCUCGCCGUGUUCAUCUCAUUCCUUUUGAGUAACGCAAAUCCGAAUUCUCUCUUCUUUUACCUCAUCACCGAUGCCUAUCAACAAACGAGUGCAUCGGCGAAAGAACUCCGUCGAUGGGCUUUCGAGAUCUUUACAACGUUCGUUGUGCCAAACUCGCCGAUGCAUGUGCAGAAUAUGGAUCAGAAUAUUAUACAACCAAUAGAUAAGGCAAUGACAAAUACUGCUCAAGAUGUGCGAGACGCCGACGCAGAUAUUUUAAGAAAAAUUUUCAUCCCAGCACGACAAAGGGCUGAAUUAGACAUUCGAGAACAUUUGGCUGAUUUUCGAGUAAAGAAACAUAUAAGCAAUUUGUUUGAAAUCGCUCAAUUGGGAGAAGCGAAUGAUGACUCGUCGUUGGAAUGGAAAUUGGGUGAAUCGUUGUUGUUGAGAGCGUUAGAGACAACGGUUAGAGCGGCGAAUCCUGAUUACGAUUUGUGUUCAAUCAAUACGCAAGCAUUACUCUCAUCGUUGGCCACACUGAUCAAGGUAAUCCUUUGCCUUAAACCGAACCUCUCAAACUGGGAGCGACUUCUCGAGAAAUGCCCGACUUUUGUCACCAAAGACAAAAUGAUUAAAGUGAAAGCGAAAACGCUGACGAAAAAGAUCGUACAAGUAAAAGGCCAUCAAUUCUCGCUGAAUCCGGUGAAUGUCGUUCAUUAUUGUUAUCAGUGUCGAGAUGUCAUCUGGGCAAUGCAACCGUAUGCCUACUCUUGCACAAACUGUGAUGUGGUAAUUCAUAAACAAUGCGCUACUUCAUUAACUGAUGCUUGUUAUCCAGCCACUCAAGGAAAAUCAAAGGAUAAUAAAGAGAAUAAAGCAAAAUCAAGACCAAAAAGUCGUGAAGGACACGGCGAUGAAAGAAUACGCCGAGACGGUAGCCUUCCUCGUGAUGUGAGUGUCUCGAAAUUAGCCCAAUCUGAUUCGGGAAUCGGUGCUGAGAUCAUCCAUCCAGGACUCAAUCAGCUUCAACAACAGGAGAAGGUGGUCGGACGAUCGCAAAGCAUGAGAGGACGGACAACGAGUGACAGUUCGUCGACGCUGAGUGAGCCGGCCGGGAGAAAAGGACGAUCGGCACUGUCAUGGGGAACAGAUUUGACUCCAGCUGAUGAAGAGGCGGAAACUGUCAGGAGUUUCAACAUCCGAGAGCUGACCGCUGAAAGAGCGAUCGAUUUAGCCUCAGUUUCGGGAAGUAGUGGAGUCUCUCAUUGCAGUAUGCCUGACGACGAGGUCCGGCGAAUGAUGGAACGAAUCCAAGUGUCAGCACUGGCGGAAGGAGAUUCCGAUCUUGAUGUUGAGUCAGAAGUCCCCCCGAUUGAGGCAAUCGUCGGAUGGGAUGUGGUCAGACAUUUGAAGCCAAAGGAAAAGAAAAGACAAGAAGUCAUCAAUGAACUCUUCCAUACUGAGCGAACACACGUCCGAAAUCUGAAGAUCGUUCACAAGCUAUUCUAUACCCCAAUGACCCAACAGAAUCUCAUUCCACCCGAUAUCGUCGAGUUGUUAUUUGCGAAUAUUGAUGAGAUCUUGCAAUUGCAUCAAUCGAUGAAUAAGCAGAUGAGAGCUGCUGUUGAGGAGUGGAAACGUGAUCCGCAAUUGAAUGGUCUUUACGGGGAUAUCGGUGAAUUGAUGGACGGAAUGUUCAGCGGGGAACCUGGAGAGAAAUUACGAGAAGCGACUGCCGAAUUCUGUAAACAUCAACAACACGCACUAGAGAUUUUGAGGACAAGAUAUAAAAGCGAGAAAGAGGACGCGUUGAGCAAGUUCUUGGCAACCGCAGAGCUGCAUCCAUUAUGCAGAAAACUACAGCUAAAGGAUAUGUUACCAGUGGAAAUGCAAAGAUUGGUGAAAUACCCGCUUCUCCUUGAAACAGUCGCGAAAUACACGAAUGAACCCAGUGAAGAACAAGAGAAAUUACUGAAAACUGUCGCUGAGGCAAAGAAAAUUUUGCACACUGUGAACACAGCAAAGAGAAAUGCCGAGAAUUAUCGAAGACUUGAAGAAAUCCAGAAACGACUCGACACAACUCCAUUUGACCGCGAUUUUGCUAGUCACGACUUUGCGUCUCUUAACCUAACAAAGUAUCAACUCGUUCACGAUGGCCCUCUCACUUGUCGUUUCAAUCGCGGGAAAUUGGUGGAACUGCACGCGAUACUCCUUGAUCACUACUUGAUUCUUUUGACGAGACAGGGUGAUGGACAGAGAUUGCAAUUGAAAUGUUUAGAGCCGACAAAGGAAUCAAAGUGGGCACCGAUUCUCCCGUUAUUCCCGUUGAUUCCCCGCGAGAAAGCGAACGAUAAACGCACGUUUUUCCUCGUUUUCAACUCGCAGAACGGCGCUCAAAUCUAUGAAUUGGCCGCACCAACCGCCACCGAUCGAAAGACAUGGUAUAAGUUGAUUUGUGACCAAGUCGAGCAAUCGAAGAAAGCGAAUCGACAAGGAUUAUCUCCCUUCUUUGACGUGACCGCUGCCGGGAGCUACCAGGACGCGUCAAGUGAUGGACAAAUGGCAAAGGUGAAUGUUCUCACUCAUCCUCGUCUCGUUUCUGCAAAAGAGAUCCGCAUCGAACAGCCAACCAUUUUGGAACACGCGAAACCGAUUCUCACCCCAACCGAGAAACUCAAAAGAGCUGAUCAACAAAUCCUUGAGGCUUUAGCUGAUAAGAAUGCGAUAUUGGCUCAAUUUCUGCCUGGAGAUAAGAAUGGACGCAAAGAGGAACUUGAUAAGUUGGCUGAUUUGUUGAGUGGACUUGCGGUGGUUGACUUGAAACAGAAAGAUCCGAAAGAAUUGGCAAUGGCGGCGAUUGUUCACGGGAAUCGAUUGCUCGAUUCGAUUAAUCAAGGAAUGGUGGCUCACAAAAGCGGUGAUGAUCCAUCAGGUGCCCCAAUUUUGACUUUGGACAAUCAGGAGAGACAUCUCGCAUCAGUGCCUUGUUAUAAAUUGACCGCUAUUGCAGCACCAUUGAUGAAUCAUUUAAAGGCGAUGAUGGCAUUGAUUCAAGAGCAGCAAAAUGAGAUUCAGACACUCAAAAAUCAAGUUCAACAUUAUAAGGACCUAGCCGAUGGUGGUCACGGUUUAUCGGUUUCCGAGGAGACUCUCACCGAUGUGAGCUCGCUUCCUGUUGAUCCGAAUGAUCGAAUCUUGUUAACAAAACGUUUCCUACCCACAAAUAUCCCUCCACAACCACCACCACCAACCUCUUUACCACCAGCAACU